Alnus glutinosa is the source of this 2583-nucleotide messenger RNA. RefSeq names its product cyclic dof factor 3-like. Gene Ontology annotation, biological process: regulation of DNA-templated transcription. Gene Ontology annotation, molecular function: DNA binding; DNA-binding transcription factor activity. The transcript has 4 exons. The record is from RefSeq and is a predicted model, not a curated record. The coding region runs from base 1007 to 2371 and encodes 454 amino acids. Lineage: Eukaryota; Viridiplantae; Streptophyta; Magnoliopsida; Fagales; Betulaceae.
AAAGAAAAGUUUCAAAAGUUGGUACUUUGGUGAUGCCUCACGUUCUUUGUGCUUUUAGCUAGGACUUUUACUUAAACUUGAGAGGGCAUUGUGGGUUUUGAAACAGGGAGUGUUUGAAAAGUUCUUUUGGAUUGUGGAGAAAAGUGUCUUUUAUGCUGUGUUUAUAUGGGUUUUGGCGUUGGCUUUCGGAGUUGUUUGCACUUUGCAAGGAAUUUUUUAGUUUCAGAAGAAAAAUGAGUUGUCGUGAAGAUAUCUCUGAGGAGGCGACUAAGGAUCCUGGCAUAAAGCUCUUUGGCAGAAAGAUCCCUUUGCCGGAAUGUCGGAUUCCGGCUAGGUCGGACGUCAUGGUUCAACUGUUCAAAUUAUGCUAUGUGCAAGUUGAAGAUGCGGGGAGUUUUAGUCAAAGGGAAUUGUGUUGUUGCGUUUUGAAGGAAAGGAAAAAAAGACCGAAGGCAUGAGUGGUGAAGUUUUUGAGCAAAAGAACGAGUUAGCUAUGGCAAAUCUAAUGAUUCAUUUAUGUUUAACAUGGUUGAGGAAAAGACUGUUUAAAGGCAUCUGGGAUGAGUUGCGUGAUAUUUAUGAAGGAAUAUCGAUGUCAAACCGGAUCCACCUCAGGAGAAAUCUGUACAAUCUGGGAAUGAAAGAGAGUUUUCCUUGUUUCAAGAGCACCUGAACGAGUUUAAUGGCCUUUUAACUGACUGCUUGUUGAAGAAUCUCGCAACAAAAAUAGUGGGAAUUCUUCUGGUGAUGCAAUGAUAGCUAGAGGCAGAUCUACUAACAAAGACUCUAGUGAUAGUGGGCGAAAUCAUUCCAAGUCAAAGUCCUGAGGGAAGGAAAAGGGGAGGUUCUAGAACUGUGGUAAGAAGGGACCCUCAUUUAGGAUACAAAUAAGUAGAGACCCAAAAUUGAUGUGCCAGGAAGUACAAAAUCUCAUGGAAAUUUGGUGGAAGAAGGCGGAUCAUUUGAGGAUGGUGAGGAUGCUUGCAGUGAUAGAGCAAAAGCAGUAAUGGAGAGAUAUUACGCAGAAAACUUAGGGGACCCACAAAAGUCCUCUGCUUUAGGAAAUAAGAAUGAAGAGCCCCAAACUCCUGUGCUGGUUGAGGCAACAGUAUAUCCUACGCCCAAGGAAGGGCAGGUAGAGACCAAUACUACAGAGCAAGAGAAAGUGUUUAAGAAGCCAGACAAGGUACUUCAAUGUCCAAGAUGCAACAGUUUAGACACAAAAUUUUGCUAUUUCAAUAACUACAAUGUCAGCCAACCAAGGCAUUUCUGUAAGAACUGCCAGAGAUAUUGGACGGCUGGUGGAACCAUGAGAAAUGUUCCAGUGGGUGCUGGGAGACGAAAGAACAAGCACUUAGCCUCCCAAUACCGUCAGAUAAUAGUAUCCUCUGAUGGAGAAUCAAUGACAAGAUCGGACAUGACGGACUCAGCCAACCACCAGGUUCUCUCGUGUGGUGAUUCUUCAACCGCAUUCACGUCUUCAACGGUAAAUGGGACACUCCUGAAAUUUGGUCCUGAAGCACCUCUUUGUAGAUCCAUGGAGACUGUUCUUAAUUUAAGAGACCAGAGAAGAUGUGUUGAGAUGGGUUCUGUAAAUGUCGAAGAAAAUGAAGAGCCUUCCUCAUGCAUAUCAUCCAUGACAACUUGCAGUAACCAGGGAAAUCAAUUACCUGAAAACAUUGAGCAAAGGGAGAGAGUCUGUUUGCCAGGAUCUUGUAAUGAGCUUAAUACACCGCAUCCUCUGCAUUGUUACCCUGUUCCUCCAUGGGGUUUCCCUUGGAAUGCAGGUCUGCACAAUGACGCCUCUGUUGCAAAAGUAGAAAUUGCUUCUGAGUGCAUUUCCGUACCAAAUGGCAGUGAUCCAAAUGCAGUUCGGUGGUACCCCACGCCAAUGCUUGCAGUUCCGGCCGGCUUUUGCCCUCCGAGCAUUCCCUUGCAAUUUGUACCAGCAUCAUAUUGGGGUUGUAUGCCUGUUUGGGCUCCUGGAGCUGGGACUGUGUCAUUAACGGGAUCUAGUGGUUGUCUAUCUCAGUCGUCCUCUGCUAGUAACAGUUGCUGCUUUGGCAAUGGCUCACCCACCCUCGGUAAGCAUUCCAGAGAUGCAAAAUUUGCAGAUGAAGAGAAAUCAGAACCAUGUAUUUUGGUUCCAAAGACACUGAGAAUUGAUGACCCAGAAGAGGCUUCAAAGAGUCCUAUAUGGGCCACAUUAGGAGUUAAGCCUUACCAGAAGGAAUCUAUAUCGAAAGGUACUAUUUUCGGAACAUUAGGAUCGAAGGCAGAAGAGAUGGACCAUUUGGCUGAAGCGUCUGAGAUCUUGGUUGCAAACCCAGCAGCCCUUUCUCGCUCUCAUACAUUUCAAGAGAGCAACUGACAUGUAUUUGCUCAGAUGUAUAUUUCUGGAACUUGGCCUUCUGUGUAGAGAAUGCAGCAUCUGCUUUUCAUCAUGUACUUUAAACAGGUUUUCGAUGAACUAUGAGAUAGAUGAUUUCUUGGAAAUUCAAAAACUGUCACUGUAAUCAACAGGGAUCCCUUUAGGAGUCAAUAUUGUAAAUUAUAGCUAAUAGUGAGUGGUUGUUUUUGGUC